This is a messenger RNA of Drosophila melanogaster (fruit fly), 1087 nucleotides long. RefSeq lists its product as uncharacterized. The coding region runs from base 104 to 916 and encodes 270 amino acids. The transcript has a single exon. NCBI's taxonomy places the organism in Eukaryota, Metazoa, Arthropoda, Insecta, Diptera, Drosophilidae. Gene Ontology annotation, cellular component: endoplasmic reticulum membrane. The record is from RefSeq and is marked reviewed.
UAGUUAAACAUAGUCUGCGACAUCACAGUCAUUUAUAUUUUAUACCGGAAGUCAUACGAAAAAAAACAUCUUAAUACAAAACAUUAUACAAUUCGUUGGGAGGAUGACGUCAAGGCUAAUCCUUCUUCUAUCGGUCUUUGGGGUUAUUCCAAACGCGAUGAUCCCGAAAAGUCCAGUCAAUAUCGAUGUAUGUCCCCGAUCAUCCCGGAAAUCAGAGUCUAGCUAUUUGAUGGCCGAAUAUGGAGAUGGAUUAAUUACCCGCAUUGAUGAGGGCAACUGGAAGGAAGUGCUUACUGGCGAGUGGCUUUUGCUAAUCUGUUCGUCACACCAGCCGAGUUGCGGAGAUUGGAAAGCGGUCUUAUACCAGCUGGCUAGCACCUCAAUGGGUUGCCUCGAUGUGGACUUGGCUUUUGGUGAUCUCUCCACCAAUUUUUGGCUAAGGGGACGAUUUUCCGCCUUUCGGGAGGCUAACGUGUACCAUGUGGUGGAUGGGGAAUUUCGGAGACUGAGCUCCAGCCACGAUACUAACUCCAUUCUCAAUCUUUUGCUUCUGCGCGAAUGGUCAGAGUUACCUCCAAUGCCAUUUUGGUUACAUCCGACCUCCACAUGGAGCACAUCCGCCGAAUUUGUUUUAAAAACGGCCGUGGAUCUAAAGGACUUGGAUAUUCUUGGGCGCAACGCUUGGAAGACCGCCCUUAUUCUGGACUUAAUUUUUUUCAUCGUAACACCGUACAUUUUAUGGCUUACUAUAAUGACAACUACGGAGAAUAUGAUGGUGAAUGAUGAAUUUAAGCUAGGACCAACCGAAAGUAGUAGUCCACUUCCGCUGAAAUCGAUUUCUAAAAUUAAAAGCACAACUCCAAUAUUUUUACAGAAGCUAAGACAACUGAGAGAAUCUAAGUUCAAAAGUAUUUAAAAUUUAUAUGUUUCCUUUUACGAUUUUCUUUUACAAUCGCCGAAUUAGACCCAAAAAUUAAUCAAAUGGUCUUUUAAUAUUACAUUCAACAACAUUCUAAAUGACUGCGAGUUGGGCUUUCAGUAUCAGAAAAUCGUUGAAAUGUUUACAAUUAAAAUAGAACAAGAGAAU